AUUUCAUUAUUACUUUUAAUAGUAUUUUUAUUAUUAUGUAUUAUAAUUUUGUGAUAUAUCUUUGAAAAAUAAAACACAAAAAAAUAUGUCAAAGUGACAGAUCCUGUACUGUUCUGGACUCUGUGAUUAUUUUAUAACAGAAAUGUCCCGUCGGCGCCUUUUACUUUUAUCAUCCUCUAGUGUUCAUGGACAUCAAUAUUUAGUUUAUGCAAGAGAUGAAAUAAUAAAAUUAUUGAAACCAUGCAAUGUCGAAAAAAUCUUAUUCAUACCAUAUGCCAUGAAAGAUCAUGACGCAUAUACGGACACUGUUGCUAAAGCCCUAAAUACAUUGAACUUUGAAGUUGAAGGUAUUCAUACAUUUAGCGAUCCUGUAAAAGCUGUAGAAAAUGCUCAAGCAAUUUUUAUCGGCGGUGGAAACACUUUUCAGCUACUAAAAACUCUCUAUGACAAAUCAUUGAUAUGUCCGAUUCGAAAACGUGUACACGAGGACGGUAUGCCCUACAUGGGUAGCAGUGCCGGUACAAAUGUGGCCACAAUUAGUAUUAACACAACUAACGAUAUGCCAAUUGUUUAUCCACCGACUUUCAAGGCUUUAGAAUUAAUUCCAUUUAAUAUAAAUCCCCAUUAUAUCGAUGCAGAUCCAUUAAGCACCCAUAAAGGAGAAACGCGUGAAGAUCGAAUCGGUGAAUACUUAGAACAACCAGAGUCUCACAAUGUUUUGGGCUUACGGGAAGGCUGCAUGUUAGAAGUGAGUGAGAACAAAGCAUUUCUGCGGGGUAUCAAAGGUGCAAGAUUAUUUGAACGAAAUAUACCCGCUCGUGAACUGUGCGUAAAUGACGACGUUAGCUUUCUCUUAAAUUCAUGUUCAUAAGAAAUAUCAUCAUUUAAUAUUUUUAUAUCUUUUAUCAUAAAUAAAUUUUAUGACAAGGA
Ctenocephalides felis (cat flea) is the source of this 930-nucleotide messenger RNA. RefSeq names its product alpha-aspartyl dipeptidase-like. Gene Ontology annotation, biological process: proteolysis. Gene Ontology annotation, molecular function: serine-type peptidase activity. Lineage: Eukaryota; Metazoa; Arthropoda; Insecta; Siphonaptera; Pulicidae. The coding region runs from base 143 to 871 and encodes 242 amino acids. The record is from RefSeq and is a predicted model, not a curated record. The transcript has 6 exons.